This is a messenger RNA of Mus pahari (shrew mouse), 1179 nucleotides long. It is a transcript of the gene Mrpl51, whose product is annotated as mitochondrial ribosomal protein L51. The record is from RefSeq and is a predicted model, not a curated record. The transcript is spliced from 3 exons. Bases 230 to 616 code for a protein of 128 amino acids. Gene Ontology annotation, cellular component: mitochondrial large ribosomal subunit. Gene Ontology annotation, molecular function: structural constituent of ribosome. Lineage: Eukaryota; Metazoa; Chordata; Mammalia; Rodentia; Muridae. Gene Ontology annotation, biological process: translation.
GGACGCGCCGCUUAGGCCGGAACUUGGAGGGCGGGGCUUGUGGCCGUGCGAGCCAAGGCGGGGCGGCUCCCUAAGCUACCUGGGUAAGGUCCAAAAUGGCUCCUCUGACUGUCACUACCGCGUGAGUCCCCCCUGGGACUCAGGUCUGUGUCUUGGCUUUGGAAUCCACGCCCGCUCUCCAUUUUCGCGGCUGCUUUGCUGCCCCUACUGAGGCGGACAGGCUAGAGUAAUGGCAGGGAGCGUCCCUUGGGCGGCAAGUAGGCGACUGUGGGGCUGGAUGCCCUCGGCAUGCCGAAGCUUCUCUCUGGGCGUCCCACGGUUGGCCCAUGUAAGGCUCACUCUUCCACCUCCCAAAGUGGUUGAUUGCUGGAACAAGAAGAGGGCUCUGUUUGGUGUCUACGACAACAUUGGAAUCCUGGGGAAUUUCGAGAAGCACCCAAAAGAACUGAUCAAGGGCCCAGUAUGGCUUCGAGGCUGGAGAGGAAAUGAAUUGCAGCGUUGUAUCCGAAAGAAGAAAUUUGUGGGAAACAGGAUGUUCAUCGAGGACCUGCACAACCUUAACAAACGGAUCAGCUAUCUCUACAAACACUUUAACCGACAUGGGAAGUACAGAUAGGACAGGAAAUGUGUCACCCUGGAGAAGGGGACCAGGACUUACCCAGCAAGGAAAGAGCUUGGUGUACUCUCUGUAAUAAAAAUGGGGCUUCUUUGGAAUCUGAUAUGCACAGAGCUACAUUACUCACUCAUGCACACUGAAGUCUAUCUCAUCCCUAAGUCACAUGAUCCUCUGUAACGAUUAUGUACGUACAGCCCAGUUAUGCUUGUGGCCUUUAUAACAGUUAGAAUCAUUUAUUGCUGGCACUUUCUGACACUGGCGCCUCAUAUAAGUUUUUAAAGAAUUUUUUUUUUUUUUGUACUCUUGGACCGGAAACCCAGGGGGCUUGCUUAUUUGAGGGAGACUCUGCCACACCAAAAUGAACUGGGAAAGUGAAAUUAUACUUUGUACUGCUCUUAUUAAGUUAGGGAACUUCUCUCAGUACAACAGCAUUUCCCAUCCUCUUAAUAGAGCAGUUUUGUGGAGGAUGACCUUGAGCCACGCCCAGUUUUAUGAAGUAUAAAAGAUCACACCCAGUAUUACCCAUGUGUGUGCUACCAUGCUUGCUUUUUUUUUUUUUUUUU